Messenger RNA from Budorcas taxicolor (takin), 3109 nucleotides. RefSeq names its product GID complex subunit 8 homolog (gene GID8). Gene Ontology annotation, biological process: positive regulation of canonical Wnt signaling pathway; proteasome-mediated ubiquitin-dependent protein catabolic process. Gene Ontology annotation, molecular function: protein binding. The record is from RefSeq and is a predicted model, not a curated record. The coding region runs from base 123 to 809 and encodes 228 amino acids. NCBI's taxonomy places the organism in Eukaryota, Metazoa, Chordata, Mammalia, Artiodactyla, Bovidae. Gene Ontology annotation, cellular component: nucleus; cytoplasm. The transcript is spliced from 5 exons.
CUCCGCCUCCCAGACCCCGGCGCCGCCACCUCCCCCUCCCUCCCCCCGGCCCCGCCCGGCCCUUCGAGCGGCCGCGGAGACCGCGCAGCGCGGCAGGCGGGAUCCGCACGAAAUAAAUCAGAAUGAGUUACACAGAAAAACCCGAUGAAAUCACAAAGGAUGAGUGGAUGGAAAAGCUCAAUAACUUACAUGUCCAACGAGCAGACAUGAACCGUCUCAUCAUGAACUACUUGGUCACAGAGGGCUUUAAGGAGGCAGCGGAGAAGUUUCGAAUGGAAUCUGGGAUUGAACCCAGUGUUGAUCUAGAAACACUUGACGAGCGAAUCAAAAUCCGCGAGAUGAUACUGAAAGGCCAGAUUCAGGAGGCCAUUGCGCUCAUCAACAGCCUCCACCCAGAGCUGCUGGACACAAACCGCUAUCUCUACUUCCAUCUGCAACAACAACACCUGAUCGAGCUGAUCCGCCAGCGGGAGACAGAGGCAGCGCUGGAGUUUGCACAGACCCAGCUGGCUGAGCAGGGUGAGGAAAGCCGCGAGUGUCUGACCGAGAUGGAGCGCACACUGGCCCUGCUGGCCUUUGACAACCCUGAGGACUCACCCUUCGGAGACCUGCUCAACAUGAUGCAGAGGCAGAAGGUGUGGAGUGAAGUAAACCAAGCUGUCCUAGAUUACGAGAAUCGUGAGUCAACACCCAAGCUGGCAAAGUUGCUGAAAUUACUCCUUUGGGCUCAGAAUGAGCUGGACCAGAAGAAAGUAAAAUACCCUAAAAUGACAGACCUCAGCAAAGGCGUGAUUGAGGAGCCCAAGUAGUCUGUGUGGGGCCCCGCUGCAUGGCCCUGGGCCCGCGGGCGCCACCUGGGACUGAAGAUUUUUACGGCAGCAGAGAACUCUCUUCUCCCUUCUUUUACUGUUUGUGUGUUUUGUUUUGUUUUUGACCCAGCAUCAUUUUGAAAGGGAAAGCGGCCCUUUUAAGCACUGGAAAACUCCCAGUGCAAGAUACCGUCUCUUCUGGAAGGCCGGUGAGGACUGCCCCGUGGCCUGUGCUCAGCGUUCUGGGCACUUGAGCUCGUGAAGGCGCCUCAUCUUAGGGCCACUAGCCCACCCGAGGCCCCGCCCAGAGCACUGGGCAGCACUGACGGCCGUCUCGCUCUGUCAGCAUCCAGGAGGGCAGUAUGUCCUCCUCCCCCAUCUCGGCCGGCCUUCAUGUAGAAGUGUUUUCUUUCCCUCUUUGGUUUUUGGUUUAUUCUUGUUUUUUCAUAGGAAAGACUAUAUGAAUUUGUAAAUCCCAAUUCAAGGACUUCUUUUGUGCGAGGGCACUAAGUUUGGUUGUCUUCCUGUUUGGUCUGGGUCGUGUGGCUUUGGGGGAGAUGGGUGUGUGCGUGUGUGUAUGCGGGGCGGGCUGUGUGUUUUUUAAUUUUUUAAAUAUAUAUUUUGGUGCUGUAAGUGGUGAGAGACUCUUUCCUAGUGGAUCAAUGAACCAUCUCUCCUGGGCACUUUUGUUGAAAAUAAAGGUUUCUCCUUAAUUUCAAGAAUGACCACAGUGGUCUCUCAGAAGUGUUCAUCAUCUUGAGCACAACUUUUGCUUUUGGGGUGUCUUCCCCAGGGUGACGGUAGUGACACUCUGGUACCUACAGCCAGAAAGGGGCAGCUGCUGGUGACAUGUGAUGGUGCCAGGCAUGUGCUGUGGUGCAGUGGGCUCUGUGACCCGCACUUCUGCCUCUCACUCUGUCAGCCAGUCUGGCAGACGUCCAGCUCCUGUUCCCUCAUGUCUGUCCCCUGCCUGGUGCCCACUGCCAUCAGUGAGUCCUGAGUGCAGGCUCGGGUGUUGGGGUUUGGGGCAGGUGGCCCAGGGUGCCAGUGCAGAGCUGCCAGCCCUCAGUGAGGCUGGUGGAGGUGGAGGGGCCCUGGCGUGCAGAGCUCCCUGGGGCUGGUGACCCCCACACAUCCUCUGGUGGGAGCACCUGCGUGGCUGGGAUUCAGUUCUCACCUGAUCCCUCCCACAGGGUGGGCUGUGCUGGCACCUGGGCUCUGCAGAGAUGCACGCCAUCAACAGAUGAAUCUGGAGAGUCCGUUGGCCUUGGUGCUCGGCUGGGUAGGUCUUCGGGGAGGUCAGGUCUGCUCCGGCUGUGGGGCAUCUCAGUCACAUCCCCACACACUCAGUGUUUGUCCCACAGGGUCUCUGGCUUCAGCUCCUCUCCCCACUCACUUCGGGCUGCACUUGGAGGCUGCAGGUCACUGGUUUUCAGUGGGUACAGCUUCAGGCAGAGUUUUCCCUCCCCAGUCACAGAGCAAAGGCAAAAGCACUGAGGUCUUUGUAGAUCAUCAGGAGACCAUCAGGCCCUGGACUGGCCCUUAGAGCUGCCCUUUUGGCCUUGUGAGCACUGGGAGGGGUCCUUUGCUCACCCCCGGAAGUGAUGAGCUUCAGCUCUGUCUCGGUCAUCAACUCAGAUGUGACCUUUCUGUAUGAUCAUUUCCUCUUAAGAUUUGGGAAUAAAAGUAGGGAGAAAGGGGCCUUUGAUCUUCAGGUGAUAGUUAAAUACAGCAGAAGCUGCAGAAAAAUAUUAGGGAAGUCGAGGUAAAAUUACACUUCUCAAAAAGCACGAAGUAAUUCAGCAUAUUCCUAUCCUUUACUAUUAGUGUAUAUAAGAUAAUUUAUGUGCAUCAUUAACAUACAAUCAGUCUGACAUUUUUCAAAAUAGUGGGUUUGAGAUGUAUAUUACUGGGUAAGAAUCAUCCAUAAACUAUGGGGACCUGUGGAGGGCCUGUCAUGUGUAGGAAGUGUCGAAUGCUUAAGAGAAGUGCUGCUGGCUUGUUCAUCAUUUAGUCAGUGAGGGGCUUGACCAGUGAGUGCGAAGACCCAUAAGAGCUGGGUGCCAGUGAGAUGUGGAGAAUUCAGAUGGUGCCGUUGGGUUCUUUCCCUGUGUAUAGAGAGUGUGGUUCCUUCCCCAUGGGCUGGAAAUCUUUAAAGGGGCAGCUUUGCACUUUUCUGUUUCCUCCUUUUGCAGUCUUUUUUUUUCAGCAAGCAUUUCAAGGUAAUGAACAUUAAGUAUAUCGAUUUUUCUACUUCGUCUCAUUUGGAUCUCACUGUCAUGUUUGUUAAAAUGUGAUGU